AUGGCCAACUUCGCUGAAGAGUUGUGGAACAGCAUUUUUACACCGGGAACGUCGCCACAACUUGUGAUUGCCACCCACAUUUCAUUCGUUUUAUUAGCAUGCUGUUUGGUCUGGCUGAUCUACAGCACAAGAAGUGUGCAUUUCGUAGCGCUGCUGGUGAUCGCCGUUCUGCUGUGGGCUACGGUGACCUGGUUCAUUGCAGAGCUCCAACAUGCGAAAUUGAAGGACAAUGAAGUACUUGCCCGCGAAAUAGACUCCGAAAAAGAGAGUGGAAAGGAAAAUGAGGCCAAGACACUCAAGGGACAAGAAUCCAGCGAAAAGAAACCACAAGGUAGGUCCACAGCCACCAAAACCGUCAAUAAGACCACCAAAUCACGGAAGGUUUGA
Messenger RNA from Lachancea meyersii CBS 8951, 387 nucleotides. Lineage: Eukaryota; Fungi; Ascomycota; Saccharomycetes; Saccharomycetales; Saccharomycetaceae. The record is from the annotation of a GenBank genome assembly.